UUAAUCUAGUGAUGUUGACAUCUUUCGACUAUUAAAUUUUUCAUAAAAAAAAUCUUCAUGGACAUGUUUAGGUAAUAUCAACCAGAGUUUUUACAUCAAAAUUGUGGUCGUGCAGUGAAUACAAUACCCUUUUUACAAAAAUCAUCUACAGAAUGUCGGUAUUGACCAGAAGAAUUUGCGAGGCGAUUCGAAAAGGGAGCCCUAUAAGCAGUCAAUAUUCAUUAGAAAAUUUGUUGAACGAUGAGAACAUUCCGAAAACAAUCGCCAGAUUACGUGGUUUGAAGCCGGUGAGAUUACAAACUCAAGAGCCGGUUAAAAAAGCUGGCAUUCUAAUUCCCGUUUGCGUAAUUGAGGGGAAAGUGUCAUUAUUAUACAUAAGACGUCCAUGUCGUUUAACGUCGUUCAAAGAAGUAGUAAAUUUUCCCGGUACCGCUCAGAAACCCGAACAUAGGAAUUUACUCGAGGCGACGCUCAUAGAAACCCAACGUCUUGUUGGUUUAAAGCCGCCUAAUAUAACAAUCUGGGGUACGGGUAACUUGAUCGUCGCCAGACGUGAAUUUUCCUAUUUACCGAUUGUUGGACAAAUCGAUCAGAAUAUCGAUUUCCGUGCCCUGAAAAUCCACGACGACGUUCACGACCUCUUCACGAUCCCGGUGGAGGAUCUGUGCACUUCGAAGCAAAACGGCUAUACUCAAUUCAGAGACGGCUUCGCAUCGCCGGUGUUCCUGGGAGGUGAAAAGAGAAUCUGGGGAUUAACAGCAUUACUUACCAAUAUGUUUUUGAAGUCGUUGGUGCACAAUCCGGCCUACACACAUAAGAUCAAAACUGUACCAGAAGUAAGAAGACUACAGAACAAAUACGCUUACGUAGACCGAUAAAUAAUGACGUCAAAUUGAUGUAAAUCUUUUUAAUAAAAAUCACAUUUUUCUCAUCCGACAA
Onthophagus taurus is the source of this 939-nucleotide messenger RNA. Its product is annotated as mitochondrial coenzyme A diphosphatase NUDT8-like. NCBI's taxonomy places the organism in Eukaryota, Metazoa, Arthropoda, Insecta, Coleoptera, Scarabaeidae. The record is from RefSeq and is a predicted model, not a curated record. Gene Ontology annotation, molecular function: coenzyme A diphosphatase activity.